Molecule: messenger RNA, 6277 nt
Organism: Drosophila erecta
Lineage: Eukaryota; Metazoa; Arthropoda; Insecta; Diptera; Drosophilidae
Gene: ZAP3
Exons: 11
Coding region: 218-5884 (1888 amino acids)
Biological process (GO): regulation of telomere maintenance
Cellular component (GO): nucleus
Source: RefSeq, a predicted model, not a curated record
AUUUGCAAUCGCAGUACGGUCACACUGCCCUCCCCAUUUAGCUGACAGUUCCAUCUCUAGUUUUCAAGCCAAAAAUGGCGAAGUUUUCAUUCUGAAUUCGUACAAAUAGGAGUCGGAAGUAGUGGAAAGUGCUCGAUUUGAACGGAACGGAGCUAAUCCGCCGGAUUUAGUGAUUUAGUGCAAACGAGCGGUACAUUCGCGUCAUCCGCUAAACGGUAUGUGGGGCCCAUGGCCAACCGCCGCCAUAGCGGCCACCACUACCGUACCCCCACCGCAACCGGCGGCUCCGCCGCCGCUGCCGGACACCCCGCCCCCUCCGCCUCCAUCGGACGCGUCCGCCGGAGCACCCCACUCCACUCAGCCGGCAGCAGGCGGAGCGGCCACCGCAUCCGCUGCAUUCAACCCAUAUACCAGCGGCCAGGCGACUGGGGCCGGCAACCCCUAUGAACAGUAUACGGCCGCCCAGUAUGCGGCCAUGACCCCCGAGCAGCAGUACGCCCUGCAGCACCACUGGCACCAGUGGCAGACUUACCAGGCUGAGUACGCCAAGUGGCAUGCCCAGUACGGCGAGCAGUACAAGCGUGAAAUGGCCGCUGCCGCGGCCGUGUCCGUAAAUCCCACAGUUCAAGGCGUACCCGCUCCUAUGGUAGCUGGUCCUACACCAGCUCCCGUUCCAGUGGUCGCUGUACCCGGGCCACAGGCCUAUCCUGUCGCGCAAAACUAUUACCAAGGCGUCUCCGCCUCACCGGCGCCGCCAGCGACACCCCUUGUCGUCGCGGGAGGGCCGCCAGUGCCCGGAAAGAUCACGGCCCAGCCGCAGAUGUACAAUCAGCCGCCGCCGCCACCACCCCAAAAAGGUGGUUACAAUCAGCAUCUGAAUUCCAAUCAGAAUGACAACCAAAGCAUGUGGUCAGGACCACCGUCCAUGCAACAGCCGCCGCCAAACAGAUAUAGUGGCGGUCAAAUGAACCAGAUGAGCUACAACAGUGUCGGACCAGACAACCUGGGAUUUCCCAAUCUCCAGCAGCCACCGCCUUCUGUGCAGAGACCAACACCUCAGCCGCAGUCGAACAACAUGGACCAUGGCCAGUGGGGAAAUAACAAUCAGCACGGCGCAGGCAACAAUAAUCGUCUUGCCUGGGAUACCAGUGGUCCGCCGCCUGAUAAUGCCGGGCAACCAAGUCGGUGGAGUGGGCCGCCGCCGCCGCCAAAUGAUGUCAACAAUCGCUGGAAUGGACCGCCAUUUAACAAUAACACCAAUGAUAGCAAUCGCCGCUGGGAUGGAUCUUCUAAUCCAGCGCCGUCUGGCGGGGAUCAGCCACAGAGUCGUUGGAUAAGCGAACCACCGCCUAGCAUUCAGAAUCCCAAUCAGCAAAAUCAAAAUCAGAAUCGCUGGUUGAGCGGACCAUCACCGAGUAUUAGUGAUCCGCCGCCGGAUCAUCAACAUCACCAGCAAAGCAAUAGCAACCAGCCACAGAUUCCACGCCAGAAUCGCUGGCAAGGCAUCAAUUCCGACAUCGACACACCGCCCAUGAGGGCCAACAACAAGCCAAAUAGUUUCCACAGUAGCUGGGGAGAUGGAGGUGGAGAUGGCAACCAAAACAAAAACCAAAACAAGAAUCCAUUCAUAAAGAACUCACAGUCUGAUUUUCGCCCAGAUCAGAACUCUGGCAAUAACAAUUUUGGACAGCGAACAGGAAAUUAUGGCAACAGUUACAAUAACCAAGAUCAAAGUAGUGCUGGAGGAAGCUUUAAUAUUAAUCGCCGCCAGAGCAAUCGCUGGGAUAACAAUCGCAACCAGGGAUUUUCGGAUGAAAGAGGCAGUGGCGAUUCUGGUCCAGGCGGCUAUAACCAAAAUCGUGGCAAUUUCAACCAGCGCAGCAGCUUCAAUCAGUCGAAUCAGCAGAACCGCAACCAACAACAACCCAGUGAUCUGGACGAGGCCAGUUUCGAUCGCCUGUUCGACCAGUGGGAGCAGCAGUUCGAAGACUGGAAGCGGGCCAAUGCCAAUCAUCCGGAUCGCGACGAGUAUCGCCGCUACGAGGAGGAGUUCGAGAAGCAACGCCGUCGCAUCGCGGACAGAAGGGAGCAAAUGCGCCGACGUCGCCAUCAGCAGAUGGGUGGCUCUGCCGGAUCGGGGCUAGGAGGCUCGACCGCAGACAUGCCGAAGGUAGCAGCCGCAGGUGCAUCCAAAUCCGAGGAGCAGCAGCCAAAUAAUGAUCCAUUCGGAGGCCAAGGCAAUUUCGCUGACCAGGGUCCACGACCUGGACCUGGCUUUGGUGACCAGGGUCCCGGCUCGGGACCCAAUUUCGGACAAGGCAACAGACAAUCCUUAAAUCCUGGUCAUUUUGGAAAAGAGAAUCGCGCCUUCGAAAGCGCCGGAGUUCCAGCAUUCAGAGGCAACCGAGGACCGCCACCGGGGAUGCACAACCAGUACCAAGACGCCGAGCAAGCCAUCCAGCAGACAUUGGACACGCAGCCAGAGGAAUCCCAUGAAAGUCCAACUAACUCGCCGACAUCAAAUGAGAAUUCAUCUGAUGGAAAGACAGCAAUAACGCCAGCUCCACCAGUAGCUCCACCGAUUGCAUCACUGCCUCCGCCCAAAGUCACAGCUCCAGCUGCACCAGUAGUGCCAGAUCCGCCCGUGGUUGCGCCCACACAGCCUCCUCCGAUGUCCUCCAAUCUUGGCAAGCGCCGGCAACCCGCUCCCACUGCCAUGCCCGCCAAGCAAGUCAAGGAGGAGGAGCCCAUACUUACCAUUUCCCUGGACGACGAUGAGGAGGACGAGGAGGAGGAGGAGGAAGAGGCCGCGCCAGACACGCCCAUGGGCAGCUUUUUUAAGAAAAACGAUGGCAUCCCCGGUCUGGAUUUGGUGGCCGAUGGCAAUGUCAAGAAUAAUACGUCCUCGGUCUUCGAUGUGGGGCUCAAGGACUCAGAUGAAACUGAAGCGGCUGAUGCCUCUGCAAAACAUUCAGACAAGUCGUCCACAGCCAAAAAGAGCAACGAAUCUCUAAGCACCGCCCUCAAGGAUCCCAAUUUCAUCAAUAAUCUCUCCCAGGCGGUGGCCAAUGUGCAGGAACGCCAGCAGCGCGAUCGUCAGGAGCAACAAGAGGAUCAGGAACCCAGAACGGAUGGACGUCCUUUGUCCUUCGCCGAGUGGCAGCGCAAGAAGAACAGCGGCAACGAAAACAAGUCGCAGGAUUCCCGCGACUCGAUGAGUACCAGUGGCGGCGAGAGACCGGACAAUAGCGGCCCACCUGGUGGCUUUGGUCCCGGACACGGUCCAGGCGGAGGACCCGGCCAUAGAGCAGGCUCUCGUCCAAAUUCUGGACCUGGCUACGGUCCCGGUCCAGGUCAAAACGAUGGAUCGCGCUUUGAAAGCUUUGGUCCGAAUCAAGUGCCUGGAAAUAACUUCAUAGACUUCGAUGGCAAUGGACCACCGGGCUUUGGUCCACCGGGCAGAAACUUUGGACCCAACGGUCCAGGGCCACAUGGACCCAACUUCGGGCCCAACUUUGGCCACGGCCCAGGCGGUCCUGGGGGCCCAUUCUUUGGACCAAAUGGGCCGGGACCAGGUCCGAAUUUCGGACCAAACUUCAGAACCAAUGGCCCCAACUUUGGACCAAACUUUGGCCCCAAUUUCGGACCGGGUCCGGGUUCCCGCAACUACGGACCCCGCGGACCCGAUGGUCCAUUCGGUCCGCGCCGUGAUGACUUCGGUGGCCCGCCGUUUGGCGGUCCUGGACCCCACUUCGGACCCAAUGGACCCGGGUCCAACAUGCGCGGUUUCAACGGCGGACCAAACAGUGAUAAUCCCUUCCGCCGGCAAGGCGCACCACCGGGUCCAGGUUUUGGCGACGAUGAUCUGGGCGCAGGACCACCAAGAGGACCCGGAAACUUUGGCAACCGCAACAGCUUUGGAAAUCAUGGCGGAGGAGGUGGACACAACAAUCGGAAGAACUGGAAUGACGGGCCGGAGCAACAGCGGAAACAAUUCAAUGGCAACCGCAACCAGAAUGAACCCAUCUAUCGACCGAUGAAGGUAUUCGACUAUUCCAAUAACCCAAAAGCCGCCAAGGUGAUCGAUUAUGGCCACAAGUCGGGUGAUGGCAAUCCCGUCGAUGGGCCAGCCGGUCAGAGACCCGCUGACAGAAUUCCAGAAUUUAGACCAGUGAAGACCUUCGAGUAUGGCCACUCCUCGUUCACGGGAUCGAAUCGCAUGGGAAUGCCAGGAGGAAUGGAAAUGGGCGGAAUGGGAGGAGAUCCCAACCAAGCGAUGACAGGUGGCCCUAAUCGAGGCAUGGCAGCGGGACCAGGUGGAUUGGGAGGACCCGGAGGUCCAGGGAACAAGCGUAAGAAUAAGAAAAAAAACAAACAACAAAAGAAGGAGGAGCGAUUGCAGUUCAGUCAAAACCAACAGUUCCAAUCGAAUUCGGUUGAAGAACGUAGUUCUGAACAGGGUUAUGAGGGGACACAGAAGGAUCAGGACGAUGGGUUCCAGAAAAGUAAGGAACGCAAUGAUCUCGAAGACAUUUCCGAUACUGAAGAUACCCUAGAAACUGUUGAUUGCGAUGAUGACGACGAAGAGCUGCCACCGCCGCCAUCGAUGAACAAAUGGAAUCAGGGAAAUGACCAGGAGCAGUGUAAUCAAAACCAGUACAAUCUCUUCCCAGCCAAUCCGCAGCGUCAGCAGCUAGGUGACGAUUCGGAUAAGUUGGCUCCUCCUCCGCCGCCAACCAUGUCACUUUUCCCCUCGGCAGCCAAUGCCAAUGAGAAUAUUGCUGACCCAGUGACUGAUCUCAAUCUGGAGAUGUGCGUGCCGACCAAUGAGAAUUGCAAUACGAUCUCCGUGGACGAAGUGCUCUUGAAUCCCGGUCGCAUGACCCGUCCCAAGCGCAUUUGUAUCAUUUUGCGUGGCCCUCCUGGCUGCGGCAAAUCGCAUGUAGCCCGACUCAUCAAGGAAAAGGAGCUGGAGAUGGGCGGUGCCAAUCCGCGCAUUCUCAGCAUCGAUGAUUAUUUCAUCAUUGAAAAUGAUUACGACGAGAAGUGCCCCAAAACGGGCAAGAAGAUACCCAAAAAGGAGAUAUUGUACGAAUAUGAUGACAGUAUGGAGGAGACCUACAUGCAGUACCUAAUCAAGUCGUUUAAAAAGACACUUUGCGACAAUCUGUACGAUUUUAUAAUAGUGGAUUGCAACAACAAUUCGCUGCGCACACUGAAUGAAUUUUAUUGCCACGCCAAAGACUCGAAUUUUGUGCCCUACAUAGUGGACCUGCACUGCGAUCUGGAGACGUGCCUUGGUAGAAACUCUCACCAGCGCACCGAGAACGAGAUCCGCGUGGUGCUGGACAACUGGUGCAACACACCGCUGCAGUACAUCAAACUGGACGUGAGCUCUCUCCUCGAAAACGUUGUCGAAAUGGAAGAUGUUGAGGACAUGGCUACGGACGAUAAUGCAUGCGCCGGCGAAGGGGCGACUGUGGGAGCUUCAGCGGCACACGAGGAUGCGGCUGUCGAAGAGACAGACGACAGCAAUAGCGCCGACGCCUCCAACGAUUGCGGCUUCCUGAAAAGCAAAUGGGAACGCGAUACCACCGAGGAUAAUCUAGCCCGCUUGGAUGGCACCAAGCGCCUGAUGCAGAACCGCAGGACUGCCAGCAUGGCCGACUAUCUCCAGCUGGAGGAUUGGGAACCACCCACAACCUCGGCCAAUGGCAAGAAGCGGGUGCGUUGGGCGGACAUCGAGGAAAAGCGCUCGCAGGAGAAGAUGCGAGCCAUUGGUUUUGUGGUGGGUCAGACCGACUGGAACCGCAUGAUGGAUCCCAAUGCGGGCAGUCGGGCCCUGAAUAAAACCAAGUAUAUUGAGCGCAUUAAGCGUCGCUAGACGUCAAUUACAAACACGCCACAAAUUCCAAAUUUCAAGUGACAAAAAGCUAACAAAAUGAAAACAAAAACUCGCAGCAUUUCCAUUUCCACACACCCAACACAGCAUUUCCACAUAUGUACAUCGGGCCCCACGAGGCGGCAACAAAAGGCUGAAAGGGAUCCCGAAUUACAUGUAAUCAUCUGUCAUCCAAAUGCAAUCAGUAUAAUUUUGAAAUAAUCAGUCAUUUUUACGGCUGCAUUUAGAAAAACGAAUUCAAUUUCGUUGACCGACACGAACAGCCGCGUUUGAAAGCAUUGAAGCAAGUUAUGAAUACGGAUGUAUUUUAAUUGUAAAUUAAAUCAAUUCGCUUUGAAACCGGAUAAGACAUCCCAUAAUUAUUUUUUUUUGUUA